Labrus mixtus (cuckoo wrasse) is the source of this 7234-nucleotide messenger RNA. It is a transcript of the gene cep131, whose product is annotated as centrosomal protein 131. The record is from RefSeq and is a predicted model, not a curated record. Gene Ontology annotation, cellular component: centriolar satellite. The coding region runs from base 135 to 3914 and encodes 1259 amino acids. Gene Ontology annotation, biological process: cilium assembly; intraciliary transport involved in cilium assembly; regulation of centrosome duplication. NCBI's taxonomy places the organism in Eukaryota, Metazoa, Chordata, Actinopteri, Labriformes, Labridae. The transcript is spliced from 30 exons.
UUGUGAACGGACUGAACGGAGCACUUUCUCUUGCGGAUCAGAUUGUAUUUGGGAUUUAAAAAAAACACCACGGAGAGAGAGCGUAGUUGAGCUUAUAUGCAAUGUUGGCAUCCAGUUUUUGAAGUUUUCAGAGGAUGCAGACAACACGCAGCCCUUCAUCCAUUCCGACAGGCGGCUCAGGAGAUGCCUUGGACCUCAGCUUGUCAGGCUCCCAGCUCACUGUGUCCAGAAGACCCAGCAGUGCAUCGCCUGGGAAGUACUUCUCCAGGUCUGUGUCGGUUUCUGUGGCAAGUGAUAGCAGAGGAAAACGCAACACGCUGAGUGAAACCAGCUUCAGUGGCUCCCGCUCCAUCAAGAACCUCAGGCGGUCCAACAGCACUACUCAGGUCAACCAGCAGGCCAACAUCAGUUUAAGCCAAGACCAGAAUGAGGACUACCUGUCCCUCUUCAAUCGCAGCUCAGAUGGACGUAAGAAACUGGCCAGCCUCAGCAAGACAUCGCCAGACCGAACCACAUGGAACAUCCUGGACGAUCAGCCAAGAGCGUUCCCCGUGCAUUCGAGCCCACGCAGCACUACGGGCAGUGUGGACUCUCCCACCAGCAUGAAGAAAAGAGAGCCUGGCAUUGCUCUGGCUGCCACUUUCACUGCUAACAACAGGAGCAACAAGGGAGCUGUUGGGAACUCUGUCACCACCAUCUUACACAACAACUACUCCGAAAAACCCCUCACACCUAAGAGCUCCAACCAGAAGCCCUCUUUUAACAACAUUCUGAAGGCCACAGCAAACGAUGAGGUGUCGCAGGAGAACGGCUCCCUUACGAAGUCCCAGAAGAAUUUCUCUUCAACUUCCUCCCCCUCAAAUAACAGAUCCCCGGUGUCGGCCCAGCACGGCAGCCCCGUCCUGUCCCGGAGGAGGGAGGUCACAGAGGAGGAGGCUGAGAGGUUUAUUCAGCAGGUGAACCAGGCAGCAGUCACCAUCCAGCGCUGGUACAGACGCCAUGCAAAGAGACAUCACACCGACCAGGCCAUGCUCAAACGCAUCCUUGCCAAUAAAAGAAAGGAGUGGGAGGAGAGAGCAGGAGAGGACGGUGGCCCGGAGCAGCGGCAAAAGAAGGAUGAAGACAGAAAAAGGAUCCGCGAAGAGAAAGCUCGCCUGGCCCGCCUCGCAGCCAUCAAGGAGCUGCAGCUCAAAAGAUCCCAGCAGGUUGCAGAUGUCCAGCAAGCAGCCGAGGCAGAACCGGGUAGCCUGAGACAGACCGGUGUGGUCGGACGCAAGAAGCCGCCCAGAAUAUGUCCCGCCAACAGAUGUCCAGCCUCACCGAGCAACAACAGUCCGCUGUCACCAACAGACGUCAAAGCGAAGAACACAGACUCCAAUUUAAAUGUUGUGGCAGACUUUGGCGAGCUGAGCUUCAGAGCUAUUUCUCCAGCUCUAUCUGGUCACAGAGGGUCUCAGUGCUCACAGGAUCAGGAGAUCAGAGUAGAGGUGGACAUCUGUCUGGAGCAGCAGCAGCAGGAAAACGACAGGAAACUCCAACGUAAAGAGAAAGCUCGUCUUGCACGCUUAGCUGCCACCCAGGUGGACACACCUGGUGGAAGUGAGCUGCAGCAGAAGAGAGUGCAGCGGGUCACAGAUGUUGAGCUGGAUAACGUGAGACAGACUGGUGUGGUCGGACGCAAGAAACCGCCGAGAAUAUCUUUGACCAGCAAAAGUCCUGCCUCCCUGAGCAACAACAGUCUGAUGUCACCUACAGAUGUCAAAGCUAAGAACACAGACUCCAACCUGAAUGUUGUCGCUGACUUAGGGGAGCUCUCCAGCUUCAGGGCUGUCUCCCCAGCUUUGUCCAACUGCAGAGGUUCCCAGUGUUCCCAGGAGAUCCUGCAGAGGUCGGUAAGCGUGGAGGACCAGCGACAGGGAGCUUUGUCCAGCAGGGCUCCGUCCAAAACCACUCUCACUGAGCUGCUGGACACCCUGAAGCUAUUAGAGGAGGAGCCAGAGAGGCUGUCGGAGCCAAAGUGCUACCACAAAGAGAAAUAUGCCUGGAUAGAUGAAGAUGAAGACUCCAACUCUCUGACCACUGACAACCUGGAGCGUCACGGCCAGCUGAGCCAUCACCCUGCGCUGCCAGACGGGGGCGCCCUCCUCUCUGAGGCCAAGCUGCAGAGCAUCAUGAGCUUCCUGGAUGAGAUGGAGAAAUCUGAACAGGAAAGACCCCGCUCUGUUACCUCAGGUUCUCACAGAGAGGCUGUGCUGUCAGAGGAGGAGCUGAUUGGUGUGGAGCAGGCGUCUGCCACAGCCGCUGAAAUCACUGGAUCCAUGAUGAGAAUCAAAUUGGAGCUAGAGGAGAAGAAACGUACCGUCAACAUGCUGCAGACGGCACUGGCCCAGCAGAGGGAGCUGACAGUGAGACAUGUGAAGGAGACAGAGAAGGAGCUGUCCAGAAACUUCCAGCUCCAGAAGGAACAAUAUGAAGCCACCAUCCAGAGACACCUCACGUUCAUUGAUCAGCUGAUCAAUGAUAAGAAGACUUUGAGCGAGCGCUGUGAAGGGGUGGUGGGAGAGCUGAAGCAGGUGGACCAAAAGUACACCAAGAAGAUUGCACAAAUGCAAGAGCAACAUGAAAUGGUGUGGCAAAUUCUGGGUCCCUUGUGUGAGGAAAUCAAGAAGUUGAAAGAGUUAAUGAGUGCUACAGAGAAGAUCCGGAGGGAGAAAUGGAUCGAUGAGAAAACCAAGAAGAUCAAAGAAAUCACUGUUAAAGGUCUGGAGCCAGAGAUCCAGAAGCUGAUCUCCAAGCACAAACAGGAGCUGAAAAAGCUGCGGACACUGCACGAGGCGGAGCUGCUGCAGGCCGAUGACCGGGCGGCCCAACGCUACGUCCGCCAGUGUGAGGAGCUCCGCCAGCAGCUGGAGAGGGAGAAGGAAGAGCAGUGUCAGAGAGAGAGAGAGCUAGCCAAACAGAGAUAUGAGAAACAGCUACAGGAAGAGGAGUUGUCCCUGCAGCAGCAGAGGAGGCGUCUCUACAAGGAGGUGGCUGAUGAGAAAGAGAGGCUGGCUCAGCUGGCUGCAAGGCAGCGCGCUGAGCUGGAGGAUCUGAGAAAGCAGCUGGAGGAGAACAGCUCUCUGGCUGGACGAGCCCUCCGAGAGGAGCUGGACAAGACGAGAGAGGAGCAGGAGAGGAGGCACCAGGUGGAGAUGAGGGCCGCACAGGAACGCUCGGACAUCGAGAAGCAGACGUGGGAAGAAAAUCACAAGAAGAAAGAGGAAGUCUGGCUGCUGAGCCGCGAGCGCGAGCUCAAAGAAGAGCUACGACGAGAACGCGACAAAGAGAUCGAGCUCGCCAUCUGGACGCUGGAGGAGGAGACCAGCAAGGACAAGGAGGAGUGUGAGAGGGCGGCUGACAACAGGGUGAAGCGUGUGAGGGAAAAAUACGAGGCAGAGCUGAGGGAGCUGCAGCGCUCAGAGAGGACGGCUGUGGAGAAACAACAGGAGCUGAGGAGGCAGCAGAUGGAGGCGGAGGGCGAGCUGAUCCGACUGCAGGCCGCUCUCCGACAGAAAGAACAGGAGAUGGAAGACAUCACACUGACCAGAGAUAAGCUGGUGGACGAGCGUCACAGUCUGGCUGAGGUGAUACGGCAGGAGUUUGCCGACCGGCUGGUGAUGACUGAGGAGGAGAACCGCAGGAUGAAGGUGGAGGUGUCGGAGGUGCGAGCGAGGUUGCGUCUGGAGGUUGAGAGAGUCACCAGGGAGAAGGAGGAGGAGCUGGCUGAGGUCCACCAACGCGUGAAGUCGGCUAUUCUGAAGAAGGAAGAAACUGUUAAUCAUCUCCGGAAGCAGCACGAGGCUGCGCUGAAGAGGGCGGACCACCUGGAGGCCCUGUGGGAGCAGCAGAGGAAACAGCUGUUGGAAAAGUGACUGACAGGAAGGCCUGUUUUCAUCUGUCUCAACCACCACCCCCCCAACAGAACCUCUAUCCACGGUGUCGCUGAAGCCCCCCCCCCCAUACCCUCAGCCCUUUUUUGUCCUUUGGAUGUUUUUUCCUACCAGCAAGACUGAACCUGUGGAACUUCAGAUGUUGAACAAGUGACUGAACCUUGUCCUACCUCAUUUGAAGAAUACAAAAUGGGGGGGAAAAGCCCUGGGCCUCACUGUAUAGACCCCCCCCCCCACAGGCAUGAAGAAGCGUGUUGUGUUGAAAUGUCCCUAAUAGAAACAGACCAGGUGGCACCACAUGAAAAGACUGAGGAUGGACGUCCUAUUCUUCUUAUAUUUCUUCUGUUUCCAGAUUACUGCAGAUGUCAGUGACUGCGCCCCCCUUUCAUAUCCCCCCAACCCCCCACCCCCCUCCGCCCUCCCCUUGCCCUCACUCCCACUGCAGUCUGUGGAAGCAGUAGUGCCUCCAUGUUCCCCACGGAGCUGCCUCAGAGAACACUUCCAGAUGUUUCUUAAACCAGUUCUAGCCUGUAUUGGUGCAGAGAAAGUUCUCUUUUCACAAAUGCACAAAUUUCAGAGAGGCUACCCCUGAAAUCUUCCUGAGUUGUUUUUUUUUUUUCUGCACCUCGGGCUAUCCAUGUUUUUCUUUUGGGGGGGGGGUUCAGGAGGCAGUACAUGAAGUAAAAAGAAGAGGCAAGGAGACUCCAACACUAUCAUGACAAAGAGCGGAGAACAACAUUCUGGCAAACAGAAAAGCAUAAAGAAGACGUUUCAUUGGGUGCACAGAGUUCACACGGGACAAAGAAUGAACAGUGCACGGUCGGGCACCGGUGCAGGACAGUCAUCACCCCCAUCCCACUAACUCUGUGAAUUUCUUUCUGAAUAUUUGCUGCUGUUGUUUUCACACCCUCUUACCCCAACUUCAGGCUGAUAAGCUCCACGGCUGCUGGUGAAGUAGGGGGUUAAAAAUUGGGGCUGUUUGUGUUCACAACGUACAACUCACCUGGAAGAAUUUCAGGAAGUUUUCAGGAGUUUAAGUGCAUGCAUGAAAGCUCUACAACUGUUCUCUAACAACAGGAGGAGUGGGAUCUGUCAGCAUGAGAGCUGAAGAAGGAGCCUCUGUGUGUUAGCAGUGUUGCUCUUUUUGCCCCCUGUUAUCUGUUGAGUCAUGUGUUUGUGUCCCAGUGCCCCCCUUCGAGGCGCUUGCUAAUUACAGGAUCUAUAACCUCUCCCUCACUGCAGCCCCCGUGAGCAGCUCUGAACUGCUCUGUGUGCGUCUUAAACCACAGUGUGUACUAACACAAAGUACUAACUCGGUUACAGACGGGAGUUAAAGUGUAAGUAGGACGUUGCUAGAGAGAGAGAGAGAUUGUGUAGGAACUAAAAGGAGUGAAGAAAAGAGGGUUGGCUUGUCUGAGGUCAAAGACGGAUGAUUGCAGAGCGGCUUUUUGAAAGUUUCAGAAUGUGAGGAGGAAAGAAGAGGAUGAGGGGGAGGUGGACAGGGUGGAAAGAAUGCGCAUAGAAAAUGUUUAUAGGAUUAGGAAAGCAGAGCUGGGGUGGAGUUAGCUGGCAGGAGGAGAUGGCAUGUGACCAAAGGUAUGUUUUAAGGCCUCGUAGUAGGGUUGUCACAAAACCACAAUUGUAAUCUACGAUACAAUUCUUGUAAAACUGGAUAUCGAUACCAUGGCAACAGAAAUAGAAAGUCCAAAGCACCCAAGUACACUGUUUGAAAUGGCGUCGACAAAGUGCAAUUCAAACAGCGUGCAGGAGUUUGCUUACAAUUUUUGAUGCUUUAAUUCCUUUUACAAGCGUCUUUUAUGUGACAAAGAUUUUUAUUUGUUUAAGCUCUUGUAUAAGUUCAUAUCGAUUUUUAAAAACCCGUGGUAUCAAGUUUCGUCUUUGGUUUGAUUCAGCGGCGGCACUGUGACAAAACACUUCAAACUCAACAAGCAGACGGGGGGGGGGACAAGAGUUUGUGCUGCUGAAAGAAACUCUAAACCUGAAAGUACGGCCUGUUAUUUAGGAUGUGAAAGACCUCACUCUGAUUGUAAAGACCCCGCAGAAGAUAUUUAUUCUCUUCCUCUUUUUUUCUAUUUAUUUUUAGCACUCUGCGUUUGUUUGUCGUGUUUAUAGUCCACAGAAAGGUCAAGGACUCUAACCUGCCCUCAGUGUUUCUCAGAGUGUUUUCAAGUCUUUUUUUUUGCAAGAAUGCUAAAGGUCACACGGCAGAACUUUACCUGCCCUGAUAAAACUUUAUAACUAUGCCAUAUAUAUAGAUGGUUGUAAUGGACUUUGUCAGGUUUUUUCUGACAUGUGAAGUAGUCCACAAUGUGAAAGGUUCAAAUGAAGUGUAAUGUACUGGAUCAGUCAUGGCAUCACGUCGUAGAGCAUCUUUAUGAGUAAUGCAGUUUCUGACCUCGGCAACAUUUUAGUGCUUUUAACGUCUUUUUAAUGAAUUCAAAGGUUCGCCCAGCAUGUUCUCUUUCUGUUCAGCAUCUGCAGCCUACGCUCGUCCAAUAGUAUCCUGCUUUCUGGAACGCCAUGUGUUGAUUUGCCAAAGUACAUUCAAGGCUGCAGAUUUUAAUUUUUUUUAAGUGGCUGAAAUAAAUCUACUACAAGUACUUUACUGAUCAGAAAAUGAGAACUCCUAAAGUCCCUGUAGUUUGUGACUGAGAGGCGACUUUUUAGGAAGUUAAAUAAUGUCAAAAGGAACUGGAUCUCUGUGGGGGGAAACGUGUUGCGUCUGAUGCCAGAGAACUAUUGGACAAUGAUGAGGUAGAAUCCCAGGCCGGCGUCUUUUUAAGAGCGACAGAAGUGGUGGAUGUAUGUCACACUGCUGUGGGUUUCACGGUCACUAACUGUGAGUAAUGAGGACCUGAAGGCCUCGCAGCACGCCCUCCUCUCGCUGAGGGGAGGGCGUGCUGCUGGCCUCAGACUCGGGAGUGUGGCGAUCUGAGUUGGUGUUCCAUGCACAUGCCUGUCCUAAAAGUGCGCAGUGAGCCUGCCUUUGUGUGUAUGUGUACGUUUGUGUGCCACUACCAUUCCUCCCAUCAAGACCCGAGAUGACCCUGGUGGUGCGGGAUACAAAUUCAGGCCACCACCCUGUUUCAUUUUUUUUGUCAACAAAUCAUUCCAGCUGUUAUUGCACGUUGUUUAAAUGUUGUUCCAUGUGUAAACCUCUGCGCCUAAAUAUGUAGCUCUUGAUUGCAACAUUUUCUGACCUUGUUGUAGAAAGCUUUUUAUUGUUACUAAUGCUGACUCAUCUAUCAGCAGGAAGAGAAUAAAACACAAAAGACUGUUGA